AUGGAACACAUAACUGUAGAAUAUUAUUGUGCUGGUACUUCUUAUUUAUUACCAGAAGCUAUUGAGGAAAUCAUUCAAUCUCGAGGGAUCGUUAAAAAUGCAUGUAGGGAAAUGGCUUAUAAAUAUAGUACUUUAACUCGUAGAAUAUAUGAAAUUUGGAAAAGACAUGCUGAAGGAUUACUCUUGCGCAAACAGCAACUAAUACAUAGCAUUGUCUUUUCUGAAAUAAUGCCCGAAAAUAAUACUUCAG
Molecule: messenger RNA, 250 nt
Organism: Ambispora gerdemannii
Lineage: Eukaryota; Fungi; Glomeromycota; Glomeromycetes; Archaeosporales; Ambisporaceae
Source: the annotation of a GenBank genome assembly